Molecule: messenger RNA, 2614 nt
Organism: Daucus carota subsp. sativus
Lineage: Eukaryota; Viridiplantae; Streptophyta; Magnoliopsida; Apiales; Apiaceae
Product: protein transport protein SEC23 D
Exons: 14
Coding region: 150-2372 (740 amino acids)
Biological process (GO): COPII-coated vesicle cargo loading; intracellular protein transport; endoplasmic reticulum to Golgi vesicle-mediated transport
Cellular component (GO): endoplasmic reticulum exit site; COPII vesicle coat
Molecular function (GO): zinc ion binding; SNARE binding
Source: RefSeq, a predicted model, not a curated record
ACACCAAAGAAGAAAAUUAGACGUAUGAUGAUGGGCUGAUGGAUACGAGCUGAUGUGUCCUAAACCCAGAAAUCACUGAAUCAGCUAAAAUAACUCAACCAUCAACAUUUACAGCUGCUACUCGGUGCUCUCUCAAAACAGUCGAGGCAAUGGCGGUUCGGGCAACGAUGACCCGAUUCCCAUCGGAUCCGGACGCGCAAGAGUCUUCGGGUCUACCCUGGGGCAUAACGUUGACUCCAUUCGCCGGUAAAGACGAGAACGGAAUUGCUCCGGUGUACGGAUCCGACGGCGACUUGCUUCCCCGAUGCGAGAAUUGCUACGCCUAUUACAAUACGUAUUGUGAUCAGGAACAGUGGGCCUGGACUUGUGCUCUUUGUGGAAAUCUUAAUGGACUUUCUUCUUCCACCAUUUCUAGAUACUCUCUCCCUCAUACUUGUGCUGAGAAUAAGUCCUCUUUUAUUGAUCUCGAAUUGCCUCUGGAAGGUUCUGAUGAAGAAGCCAUGCAGGCUCGACCAGUCUAUGUUGCUGCAGUUGAUCUGUCAUCCUCUGAAGAAUUUCUGGAACUCACUAAGAGUGCACUGUUGGCUGCUUUAGAAGCGCUUGGGCCGGGGUCACUUUUCGGGCUAAUCACUUUUAGCCACAAAAUUGGUUUAUAUGAUGUACAGGGGCCUAUCCCAGUUGUGAAGAAUGUCUUUAUCUUCCCAGAAUCUGAUGAAGCCACACCAAUGGAGCUUGAAGAUGUAAUGCCCUUGUUAUCUUUUUUGGCUCCGGUGGAUACCUGCAAGGACCGCAUUGCUUCUGCCCUUGAAACACUUAAACCAACAACCUCAUGGGAAAGAACCACAGCUGCGGGUCAAGGAUUAGAUGGAGUCUUGCUUGGUGGUCGGGGUUUUGGGGUCGCAAUGGAAGCUCUCUUCAGUUACCUUGGGUCUGAAUAUGGAAGUACAUUUGCAUUAGCCAGAGUGUUUGCCUUUUUGUCUGGUCCACCUGAUUAUGGAGCUGGGCAACUGGAUACAAAACGAUAUGGUGAGCAGUAUGCUAGCAAAGGAGAGGAUGCAGAUCGUGCACUUCUUCCAGAGCAGACACCGUUUUACAAGGAUUUGGCUGCUGUUGCUGUUCAAUCAGGUGUUUGUGUGGAUAUAUUUGCUGUUACAAAUGAAUAUACAGAUUUGGCAUCCUUAAAAUUUCUCAGUAUUAAUAGUGGAGGUUCAUUGUUUUUGUAUUCCAACACUGAUGACUCUACACUACCUCAGGACAUGUAUCGAAUGUUAAGUCGGCCUUAUGCCUUUAAUUGUGUACUGCGGCUGAGGACAUCCAAUGAAUACAAAACAGGCCAUUCUUUUGGUCAUUUCUUCCCCGAUCCACAGUAUGAGAAUGUUCAGCACAUCAUCUGCUGUGAUUCUUAUGCUACUUAUGCUUAUGACUUCGAUUUUGCAAAUGAUGUUGGAUUCUCCAGGCACACCUCAGAACUCCCAAUGAUACAGAUUGCAUUUCAGUAUACUGUUGUUAUUCCUCCAGAGGAACUUCCCGUAUCAGGAUUAAGCGGUUCAAGUAGAAGCAAGUAUUCUCUCAGCAGGAGACUGAGAAUUCGAACUCUGCAAUUCGGAACUGCUCAGAAUAUCAAUGAAAUCUACGACAGUGUUGAUCCUGAAGUUGUGCUCUCUAUACUUGUUCACAAGGUCAUAUUAGCAUCAUUGGAGCAAGGAGUUCGUGAGGGAAGGAUGUUGCUUCAUGAUUGGCUUGUAAUUCUUACGGCUCAGUAUAAUGAUGCUUGUAAAAAUGUCCAGUCAAUAGCUGCUCAUAUUGAUGCAGAGUUCAGUCAAUGCCCACAAUUGCAGCCUUUACCUCGCCUGAUCUUUGCAUUGCUUAGGAAUCCUCUUCUUCGCUUCCAUGAAGAAGGUGUUCACCCUGACUAUCGAAUUUACCUACAAUGCCUAUUCAGUGCACUAGAACCAAGUUCUCUUAACCGUGCCAUAUAUCCACUUCUUACAUCAUUCACUACGCCGGAUGUACAAGCUUAUCCUCGACAUUCUUUGAGUCGUGCUGCACUAAUAACGAGUGAAAGUCCAAUCUUUUUCCUUGAUGCAUUUACAACCCUUAUUGUGUUUUACUCAUCUACAGCUGACUCUACACUGCCUUAUCCUCCGCCACAAGACUGUUUACUGAGAACAGUCAUUAACAAACUGAAACAAGAGAGAAGCAUCACUCCGAAACUAAUAUUCAUCCGCGGAGGACAAGAUGAUGCCACCCUGUUUGAGAAUUAUCUUAUUGAGGAACAAGAUGUUGAUGGUAGUGGUUUCACAAGCAUGAUGGGGCUACUUUCCUUUUUGGAUGAGAUCAAGCACAGUGUCCUAGAAUACAUGAAAUAUUGAGCUGAUGCAUGAUGGAAUAGCUUGCACUUUCUUUGGGCUAUUUGGCUCUGCCUCACUGCCAAAUGAUAUCUAUAAUUAAAAGAAUCACACAAUGAAUGGAGAUAUUAGCAUGUCAGUCAUUGAGUUUUAAAAUUUAAAUAGGAAACUCUUUUCACAGAACAUAGAUAAUAAAUUUUUCCCUUGUUCCUACAUAUCUGUACUCUUUUAUUCUCACAUCUAUCUUGAAUUAUAUGAUUUGUACA